UUUAAAGUCUGCCGCGGGGCUACUCCCCUCUCGUGGAGCUGUCAAGGAGGAUGACGUCACAUCCCUUGACCCUCCAAUCACCUCGGGCUGCCAUUUGAUUGGAAGGCGGCAAAGGCUUUCAUCUCGGGACUAAUUCAGCUUCUUUUUUUCCUCCUCUCUCCUUCCCCGAGUGAAAACGUCUCCCAGUCAGUCUCCAGUGCGGGACGACACGGAGGGAGGACGCGGACACGGACGCACACGGCGGAAGCAUCUUUCCACACUCGCAGCUUCUACUUCUCCCGCAUCACAAAAAAAUAAAUAAAAAAAAGAUCAGGAUUAUUAUUCUCACUCGCCUUGUUUUGGUCGGUUUCGCCCCUUUUUGGUAUUUUCCUUAAUGCAUCUGAGCGAAGCAUCGCCGUCCACUUGGCUGACCAUUGGGACAUGAGCACGUCGCCCUCGGCGUAUGUCCUGACGAAUCUCGGUGAGUUGAGCGCAGCCUGGGAGCGAGCCAGUCGUCGGGGAAGCAGCGAUAGCGACGAGCCGGCCUCUUCUCUCUUCCUCCACAAGCAGCAGCAGCCGCAGCCGCAGCAGCAGCAGCCGAGGCAGAAGCAGCAGCACUCGGCGCCGCCGUCAGACCCGCUACGGCAAGCCAAGCGACUUCCAGUGAAGGUUUUGAAAAUGCUCACCGCACGCUCGGGACACAUCUUGCACCCGGAGUAUCUGCAACCUUUGCCAUCCACCCCCGUAAGCCCAAUCGAGCUGGAUGCCAAGAAGAGUCCCCUGGCUCUCCUAGCGCAGACGUGCUCCCAGAUCGGCAAGCCGGACCCGCCGCCCUCCUCUAAGCUCUCCUCCGUCGCCUCCAAUGGAUCUAGCGACAAGGAUUCUAAAUGCGGCCCGCUGAAGAUGAGCGACAUCGGCGCGGACGACAAGUCCAGUUUCAAGCCCUACUCCAAGCCGUCCGACAAGAAAGAUUCGUCGGGCGGCGGCGGCGGAUCGGACAAAUCUGGUUUCCGAGUGCCGAGCGCCACCUGUCAGCCGUUCACGCCGCGCACAGGCAGUCCCAACUCGAGCUCCUCCGCCUCCCCCAUGCCGGCGGAGGGCAAGUGCGGGGAGCGGGACGACAAGAAGGACUCGGACUGCGGAAAAAGCGGCGCGGACGGCGGCUCGGCCACGUCCAGCCACAGCCGGAUAAGCGUGAGUUGCGGUGGGAUUAACGUGGAGGUAAACCAGCACCAGGAAACCACGCACGGCCCCAAGACCUCCACUUCCUCCUCCGCGUCGGAGUCCUCCCCGGUUACGUCCGUGUCCUCGGCGUCGGUGCUCGGCUCCGGGCUGGUUGCGCCCGUGUCCCCUUACAAGCCGGGUCAAACCGUGUUCCCGCUGCCCCCAGCGGGCAUGACGUACCCGGGCGGCUUGGCCGGGGCCUACGCGGGCUAUCCGCAACACUUCAUGCCGCACGGAGGCAGCCUGGUGAACGCGCAGCUGGCCAGCUCUUUGGGCUGCAGCAAGGCCGGCUCCAGCCCUCUGGCCGGAGCCUCCCCACCCUCCAUCAUGUCGGCAAGCCUGUGCAGAGACCCUUACUGCCUCAGCUAUCACUGCGCCAGCCACUUAGCGGGCGCGGCUGGGGCGUCGUGCACGCACGAGUCGGCGGCGGCCGCGGCUGCCGCAGCCAACGCGCUCAAGUCCAGCUACCCCCUCAUGUACCCCACGCAUCCCAUCCACGGAGUGCACCCGUCAGCCCCCUCGUUCAGCGGACACCCUUUGUACCCGUACGGCUUUAUGCUGCCCAACGAUCCCCUGCCGCACGUGUGCAACUGGGUGUCGGCCAACGGACCGUGCGACAAGCGUUUCUCCACCUCGGAGGAGCUCCUGAACCACCUGAGGACACACACCGCGUUCACCGGGGCCGAGAAGCUCAUCUCCGGCUACCCGGGCUCCUCCUCGCUGGCCAGCGCGGCUGCUGCUGCGGCCAUGGCCUGUCACAUGCACAUGCCGCCGUCGGCCCCCGGCAGCCCCGGGACUUUGGCUCUGAGAAGCCCUCACCACGCACUGGGACUCAGCGGUCGCUACCAUCCGUACUCUAAAAGCCCGCUGCCCACCCCCGGCGCUCCAGUCCCAGUCCCCGCGGCCACCGGCCCCUACUACUCCCCUUACGCACUGUACGGUCAGAGACUCACCACAGCAUCUGCGCUUGGAUAUCAGUGAAGUGGAGGGGAAGGGGGAGAAAAAGAAAAAAAAAGAGGAAAAAAAACUUUGCAAAGUUUAUAAUACAAAGAAUGCAAAUAUAAAGACUUUUAUAUGGACAUAUGGGCGGGAUCCGUGGACUUCUAACUGUAUUUAUUUAUGUCUGCUUCAAAAAAAAAAUAAGCAGGCUGCAAAAUGGAACAAGUCAAAAAGUGCAUUAUGUGGAAACAUGAGUCGAGAGCUAAAGUGGAUGAGGGGAGCACACGCAGUUAGAGAACUAAUUCAAAAUAGGCAUCGUCAUUUUGAUCUUCAUUUCAAAAUUGCUAUGAUUGUAUUUGUUCUUAUUUAAAAGGAGAAAAACAAUGUCUCUCUGAGAAACGAAAAAUAAUUUACAUGCAUGGUUUUUUUUUUUUUAAUUCAGAAAUUGUCCACAUUUGAAAUUAUUUUGCAGGUGUAUACCAUGGGAAGAGAAUUGGUAUUUUUUUGUAUGUAUCCUGGGGGGGAAAAAAAUAAGACAAUUCUGUUCCAUA
Syngnathus acus (greater pipefish) is the source of this 2693-nucleotide messenger RNA. It is a transcript of the gene znf503, whose product is annotated as zinc finger protein 503. Gene Ontology annotation, biological process: negative regulation of DNA-templated transcription. NCBI's taxonomy places the organism in Eukaryota, Metazoa, Chordata, Actinopteri, Syngnathiformes, Syngnathidae. The transcript is spliced from 2 exons. Gene Ontology annotation, cellular component: nucleus. The coding region runs from base 421 to 2184 and encodes 587 amino acids. The record is from RefSeq and is a predicted model, not a curated record.